Patiria miniata (bat star) is the source of this 1356-nucleotide messenger RNA. RefSeq names its product phytanoyl-CoA dioxygenase, peroxisomal-like. NCBI's taxonomy places the organism in Eukaryota, Metazoa, Echinodermata, Asteroidea, Valvatida, Asterinidae. Bases 68 to 1144 code for a protein of 358 amino acids. Gene Ontology annotation, molecular function: phytanoyl-CoA dioxygenase activity. The transcript has 8 exons. The record is from RefSeq and is a predicted model, not a curated record. Gene Ontology annotation, biological process: fatty acid alpha-oxidation.
ACCUUACGGUCACCCUGGUCAUCAGGCAUGUCUGGCGGACUGGUACGGUGUUACUGUUAGUACGUGCAUGGAGCAAGGAAAAGGCAGGUGUAGAAAAAAAAAACAUUUGCCUUCUUUUUUGCAUCGUGCGACCAUGGCGGCCGAGAGAUUGGAGGUUCUUCGCCGACAGUUAGGGACUUCGAAUAAAGCACAGCAGCCAUUGACAGAACUUACAAGGAAUGAGACCAGUGCAGUCUCAGUCAUCAGCCCACCUGGUACUCAGUAUGUCAUACCCAAUCCAUUACUGACACCAGAACAAGUGGCUUCCUAUGAGAAGGAUGGCUUCCUAGUCAUCAGGAACCUGGUACCUCAUGACAAGAUUGAUCAGUACAGGCAACGUUUUGCAGACAUCUGUAGUCGACAAGUAGACUCGCGAGGGAUGGUGGUUAUGCAGGAUGUUGCCAUUGUCAAGUCAGAGUUCAAGGAAGGAGAGCAAGCCGUCACUAAGAUCCAAGAGUACCAGAAUGAUCCUGUGCUAUUUGAGUACUGUCGCUUGCCAGAGAUCUUGAAGUAUGUCGAGUGUUUCACUGGGCGUAACAUCAAAGCGAUGCAUACUAUGCUGAUCAACAAGCCACCAGAUCCUGGAACCAAGUCCUCCCGUCAUCCCAUGCACCAGGACCUCUACUACUUCCCCUUCAGACCAGCUGAGCGUAUCGUGUGUUCCUGGACAGCGAUGGAGAGAGUAGAUCGCUCUAACGGUUGCCUGGUGGUGCUACCUGGCACGCACAAGACUGAGUUACUGCAGCACGAGUACCCAAAGUGGGAGGGCGGUGUGAAUAAGAUGUAUCACGGUAUCCGUGACUAUUCCCCUGAUCACCCUCGCGUCCAUCUCGUCAUGGAGAAGGGCGACACUGUCUUCUUCCAUCCACUCCUGAUUCACGGCUCUGGGAUGAACCGCACCCAAGGAUUCAGAAAGGCAAUUUCCUGCCACUACGCAGCAUCGGAGUGCCAUUACAUUGAUGUGCAGGGGACCAUCCAACAGAACAUUGCCGAUGAAGUGAUCGCGAUAGCCAAGAGGAAAUUCGGCAGGGACGUGGACUUCAAAUUUGAGGAUGCGUGGAGGUUGAAAGGUCGCUUGGUUCUUGGUCAGGAUGUCAACUUGUAGUGACCUCAUGAGGCCAGGAGGACACAGUGUGAGUUCCGCGAGACAUCGACGACCGGAAGAAAGAAGUACUGAAUCCAGUUGGCCAGGAACGAAUCAUUAAAGGGAAAAUACAACAUUUGCAAACAUCAAAAAAUAAAACUACCAAAUCAUUUUGAUAUACCUUGCUGGACUGUUAGUGAAUGACAGUGUAAAGCAUCCUGUAAAAUCAUGGC